Messenger RNA from Puntigrus tetrazona (Sumatra barb), 1285 nucleotides. It is a transcript of the gene triap1, whose product is annotated as TP53 regulated inhibitor of apoptosis 1. NCBI's taxonomy places the organism in Eukaryota, Metazoa, Chordata, Actinopteri, Cypriniformes, Cyprinidae. The transcript is spliced from 2 exons. The record is from RefSeq and is a predicted model, not a curated record. Bases 102 to 326 code for a protein of 74 amino acids.
UGCGCCACGCGGGACCACGUGACCUCCGCAAAGUCGAGCGAGAUCGCGGGACGGCGGACAGGAGACGACGCCGAGGCGGUGUUUUCGGGGCGGGCGCGAAGAUGAACAGCGUCGGCGAGGGCUGCACGGAGCUCAAGCGCGAAUACGACCAGUGCUUCAACCGCUGGUUCGCCGAGAAGUUCCUGAAGGGAGACCGGAGCGCGGAUCCGUGCAGCGAGCUGUUCCGCAAAUACCACACGUGUGUUCAGAAAGCCAUCAAGGAGAAGGACAUCCCUAUCGAAGGCGUGGAGUUCAUGGGCCCAAACAGAGAGAAAGCGGACAGCUGAUGGCUUUUAUAUGGACCGCAUCGAUGACCCUUCGAAGGACACUUACCUUUGACACUAAAACUGUACAUUAUCGCCCGGGUCGUUGUUAGAGAGGGGCACGUUUGAGCCGUCUGCUUCCUAAACGUGCGGGGAAUGUCUUGCGCAUGCGCGCGUUAACGAAACAGGUCGCGUUUCGGGUUGCCAGGUGCAGCCGUUUUCUACGGAAGCUCGUAAUGUAAUGAAGUAAACUCAAAUUUAAAUGGGUAAUCAUCUUCGCUUCUUUAUUUUUUCCCAUCACAUUGCACGUUUUUAUCUCGCAGUUCAGGGAUAUAAUCUGAGUUUGUUUUGCAGUUAUCUUCGUGUGCACUAAAAAAAAAAUUUUGCCCCCUACAGAACAUAAUAGGUAAUUAUUAUUUUAGCUUACAAUAAUUUAUUUUAUUUUUUUAAAUCAGAAUUCUGAAUUUAUAUCUUGCGAUUUUUAGGGGGUUUUUGUUCGUUCGCAGAAUUAAAAAAAAAAGCCAAUGGUGACUUUAUUUUCAUACUUUUACAUUUUUAUUUUGUCAUUUUAAAUUUUCUUUAUAAUUAUGAAAGUUGUGGCAGUUGUAACUCUGCCAUUUUUAUGCAAGUCUACGUCUUGCAUCUAUUUUUUUUCUCACAAUAAACAUUUUAAUUUCAAAUAUAUAUCUCGCAAUUAAUUUUUCUACUCCGAGCAAUAAGCUUCUUGAAAUACCUUGAGUUUAUUUUCACAAUCUUGUAUUAUUUUAUUUUUUAAUCUGACUUCGCAUCAAGCAAAUCAUCCAAUAGUACCAUAAGUUUCUGUGUUACGUGUUAAUUUAUUUGCAAGGCCUGUUUUGUGUUUUCUGGAGCAUGUGAGAGUUUUAUCAGGUAGGAUGCAACGUAUUUUAAAGCAUCUGUGUAAAAUUUUGUUCAUGCGAUAUGUCAAACAAAGGAAAUAAACCGAUGGCAACCGUUUAAAAGAA